UCAAAACAACAUGGCGGCAUGUCCUCAGAAAGAAAACAACACAGAUGAACAUCUCCAAAACGUGAAACACAUGCUUUCUCGUAUUGCAAGCACUGAUGCUGUUGUUAAAAGCCAGCAGAGGGGCGAACCCGAAUUAGCUGUGGAUGAGAAAAUUGCUAUUUUGCACGAGCUUUAUGAUAAAAAACCAACUUCUUUUCUUAUGCGAUUUGGAAGAUAUCUUUCUGAAGAAGACCUUGGAAAUUUCGAACAUUUAAAGGGAGAUUACGAGAUAGAUUUUCGUCUCAAAGAAGUAAAAAAUAUCCUUGAUGGUAAGAAGAAGAAAACGGGAAUACGUAACAGACGGUAUGAAUGUUUACAGAGAUUAAUGAAAGGCACGGAUUACUUUAGCGAGGAGAACAUGAGAAAAAGGUCCCCUCUUCUUUACGAACAAUACAUAGGUCAGUAUCUUACAGCAGAGGAAAAACUUGACCGGGACAGAGCUGAAAUUGGAGGCGAUCUGUGCCUGUCACAAAUGAUCAUGAACAGACAGGAGAAGGAAAUGAACGAUUGGUAUCUUGAAUAUCAGAGAGAUCAAGAAGCUUGUCUAGAAGAAGAGGAAGAAGAAUCAGAUAUGGAGAGCGACUGCUCAAUCGAUAAAGUGGAACCUGGGAGUCCAAUCAAGGGAUGCCCUACUAAGGAAGAAAAACUUAUGCUCCAUGAGGAAUUUCUUAGUGCAAUGCAAGACAAAUUCAUGAGAGGUGAAGAAGAAGAGUUUGACUACAGUUCAGUUGAUGGAAAUGAUGAUUAUGAUGAUCUGACCAUACGAGGAAGAGAUGAAGAAGAACAGUACUUUGAUAGUGAAGACAUGUAAAUGCCUCACCUUUUAAAUCUAUCAAUCUAUUACAUAUACACAACUGUAUACUCAACUCAUGAAGUUACCCAUGGGGUCAUGGUAGCUAAUGAUCAGCACACAGGAUUCUGGAUCAAAAGGUUGGCAGUAUUGUUUGCUGUUGAAUCUUGAGAGUCAGUGAAAGAGAAACUUAAUAACAAAGUAGACACCACUGGAAUAUCUCUAUAAUGUUUGUGCUCAUUUAUUUGUUUCUUCGUCUUGAUUAUUUAUCAUGGAUUGAGAAUUCAUCACCCUUAAAUAACCUACCAUGUAGCAUGGAAAAUUAAAAAAAAAAAAAGCAAAAAUAAUAAUAAUUGUACAUUUGGGAGCUGUCUCUGUCCCCUGUGUGACUUCCUCAUUUUAAAAUCAGGGUUCGCAUGUGCCUUGAAAGUCCUUGAAUCUCAAAAUAAAAAUUCAAGGCCUUGAAAGUCCUUGAAUCUCAAAAUAAAAAUUCA
This is a messenger RNA of Stylophora pistillata, 1323 nucleotides long. RefSeq names its product coiled-coil domain-containing protein 97. The record is from RefSeq and is a predicted model, not a curated record. Lineage: Eukaryota; Metazoa; Cnidaria; Anthozoa; Scleractinia; Pocilloporidae.